This is a messenger RNA of Salpingoeca rosetta, 2039 nucleotides long. RefSeq names its product Kif3b protein. Lineage: Eukaryota; Choanoflagellata; Craspedida; Salpingoecidae. The annotation marks the transcript as partial. Gene Ontology annotation, molecular function: microtubule motor activity; ATP binding; microtubule binding. Gene Ontology annotation, biological process: microtubule-based movement. The record is from RefSeq and is a predicted model, not a curated record. The transcript has 19 exons.
CGCAACGGCCCUUCAACAACAGCCAACAACCACCUAACAUAAAACCAACGCACACCAUGCGCGGCAAAGUUGGAGGUGCCGACAACGUACGCGUGUGCGUGCGCGUGCGCCCGAUGAACACCACAGAGGAAGAGACUGGCUGCAAGAAUGUCGUGUCCGUGGAUGAACAGCGAGGCUCGGUGACAGUGAAUCACCCAUCCGGAGGACAGCCAGCGAAGACGUUUUCCUUUGACCAUUCCUUCAACGCCAACGUCAAACAGGUUGACGUGUACAACACAACCGCAAGACCAAUUGUCGAGGCUGCACUGGAAGGUUACAAUGGCACCAUCUUUGCAUACGGACAGACUGGCACAGGCAAAACAUACACCAUGGAAGGCGUGCGGUCUGUGCCGGAGAAGCGGGGCAUCAUCCCAAACUCCUUUGCCCACAUCUUUGGCCAAAUCUCAAAGGCCGAGGGAAACGCUCGGUUCCUUGUGCGCUGCUCGUAUCUUGAGAUCUACUGUGAGGACGUUGUGGACCUGCUUGGAGACGUGUCCAAGAAACUGGACAUCAAAGAACACCCAGAGUCUGGUGUGUUCGUUCAGGGGCUGACACAAAAGAUCGUGAAGAGUGCGGAGGACAUGGACACGCUCAUGACGCACGGCAACGCAAACCGCAAAGUUGGAGCCACAAAGAUGAACAAGCAAUCCUCUCGCUCCCACGCCGUCUUCACCAUCAUGAUCGAACGCAGCGAAGUGGGCGAGGAUGGGGAGGAGCACGUGCGCAUGGGAAAGCUGAAUCUCGUCGAUCUUGCGGGAUCUGAGCGGCAGAAGAAGACGCGAGCGGAGGGGCAGCGGCUGCUGGAGGCGAACAAGAUCAACUGGUCCCUCUCCUGUCUUGGAAACGUCAUCUCAACACUGGUUGACGGCAAGUCGAAGCACAUCCCCUACAGAGACAGCAAGCUCACGCGUCUCCUCCAGGACUCGCUCGGUGGAAACGCAAAGACAACAAUGAUUGCCAACUUUGGGCCUGCCGACUACAACUACGACGAGACGAUCAACACGCUUCGCUAUGCUGACAGAGCAAAGCGCAUCAAGAACAAGCCCAAGAUUAACGAGGAUCCCAAGGACGCACUGCUGCGCGAAUUUCUCAAGCAGAUUGAGGAGUUGAAGCAACAGCUGGGAAACGAACCUCAAGGCUCUGGCGACGAGGAGGAGGAGGACAGCUCGGAGGAAGAGGAGGAGGAGGUUGUUGGCUGGGACGGCACUGUUGUCAAGAAGAAGAAGCCAAAGCGCCGCAAAGGCCGCAAGAAGAGCCAGGCGCCGCUGUCGCCGUCCAAAGUGGAGGAGAUCCAGGCGGAGAUCAACAAGGAGCGGGAAGCGCUGCUGCAGCAGACGAACAUGGCGGCAGAGGAGAAGGAGAAGGCUGAGGAAGCGCUGAAGAAGCGCGAGGACGAGUUGACACGACAGCACCAGGCGCGCGUGAAUCUGCAGAAGAAGAUGGACAUGGUGCAAUCCAAACUCAUCGUGGGCGGUGUGAACCUCCUCGACAAGGCAAAGGAGCAGGAGAAGUUGCUGGAGGACGCACAGCAAGAGCUUGAGGCGAAACAACAGCAACAAGAGACGUUGCACCGUGCGCUGGAGGAUGCGGAGGCGAUCAAGUUGGAUCUGGAGAAGAAAUACAGCAGCCUGGAGGAGGAAAUGGCCGACAAGAAAGACAAAAUCAAGAAGUUGUAUGACCAGUACAUUUCCCUCAAGGCGGAGCGGGAUGACACCCGCAGCGAUUACGAGAGCCAACUGCAAAGCCUGGAGGACAACUUGCAUGCACUGCGGUGCGAGGUGCAGCUGCAGGACCUCAUCAUCAGCUCGUGGAUACCGCCGGAGUAUGCCGACGCCAUUGAGCGGCUGGCCGUGUGGAACGAAGAGAUUGGCGACUGGCAGAUACCGGGGCUGCCGCACACGGGCAACAACUACAUGCGCACGGACGCGCAGCACAAAGAGAUGCAGCGCGCUCUUGGUCUCGCGCCUGACGCAAAGCAGCAGGAGGGCAACAAGGCCCCG